Messenger RNA from Pyrus x bretschneideri (Chinese white pear), 1470 nucleotides. Its product is annotated as proline dehydrogenase 2, mitochondrial-like. NCBI's taxonomy places the organism in Eukaryota, Viridiplantae, Streptophyta, Magnoliopsida, Rosales, Rosaceae. The coding region runs from base 1 to 1470 and encodes 489 amino acids. The record is from RefSeq and is a predicted model, not a curated record. The transcript has 4 exons. Gene Ontology annotation, molecular function: proline dehydrogenase activity; FAD binding. Gene Ontology annotation, cellular component: mitochondrion.
AUGGCGCCAAACCGAGUGAUCCCGGCAGCGUCAAAACUCCUGAAAGCUAUCAAGCCACUCAACUCCGCCUCCACCACUACAGUCUCUGCCAUAUCCCCGCCAAUCGGCUUUCCCGAAAAAACACCACAAGCCAUCACCACCACGGACACCACCGCCACUAGCCUUUCCAAUUUCGAUGACGCAGAUAAGCUGUUUGCGUCCGUCUCCACAUCACAUCUGUUGAGGACGGCACUGAACCUUCACAUGGUAGCUAUGGAGCCAAUGGUGGACACUGGAAUGUGGAUCAUGCGGUCCAGGCUCAUGCAGACUCCCUUAAUCAAGGACGUGAUCUUGGAGAUCAUACGGUCCACAAUUUACGAACAUUUCUGUGCUGGCGAGAAUCCCGUGGCCACCAGAAAGUCGGUGCUGGAGCUGAACGAGGCGGGGCUGAGAGGGAUGCUGGUUUACGCUCUGGAGCAUGCUGGCGACAACGAGGCAUGUGACCGGAACUUGCAAGGUUUCGUGGACACCGUUGAGUCCGCCAAAUCCCUGCCACCUUCUUCGGUGAGCUUUAUAAUUUUGAAAAUCACUGCAAUUUGUCCGAUGAAUCUACUUCAACGAGUGAGUGACUUGUUAAGAUGGCAACAACAAGAUCCUUCUUUUAAUCUCCCAUGGAAGCGCGAUUCAUUUCCCAUUUUCUCCGAAUCAAGCCCUCUCUACCACACCCUUAUAAAGCCGGAGCUUUUAACUCCUGAAGAAGAGCGUGAUCUCGAAUUAGUCCACCAGAGACUACUGAAAUUGUCCCAAAAGUGUGUAGAAGCCAAUGUCCCUUUAUCGAUUGAUGCAGAGUACAGCUCGAUUCAACCCGCCAUCGAUUACUUGACCUACUCCUCUGCAAUCAUAUAUAACAAAGAUGACAACCCGAUUGUUUACGGGACAAUCCAAGCUUACCUGAAAGAUGCAAGAGAAAGAUUGUUGCUGGCAACAAAGGCUGCAGAUAAGGUGGGUGUUCCCAUGGGGUUCAAAGUGGUGAGGGGAGCUUAUAUGUCGAGUGAAGGAAAAUUAGCUUCUUCCUUGGGCUAUAAGUCUCCUAUCCAUGAUUGCAUUGAGGACACACAUGCGUGCUACAAUGACUGUGCUUCGUUCAUGCUUGAGAGGAUUGCUAAUGGCUCUGACGCCGUUGUUCUUGCAACCCAUAAUGUUGAAUCAGGGAGACUAGCAAUGGCAAAAGCACACGAAAUUGGGGUCGGGAAGGUGCACCAGAAGCUUGAAUUUGCACAAUUGUACGGAAUGGCAGAAUCGCUUUCCUUUGGUCUGAAAAAUGCAGGGUUUCAAGUGAGCAAGUAUAUGCCAUUUGGACCGAUACAGUUGGUGCUGCCUUACCUUCUAAGGAGGGCUGAAGAGAACAGGGGACUCUUAUCUGCUUCAUCUCUGGACAGACAACUAACAAGGGAGGAGCUGAUGAGGAGACUCAAAACAGCAAUCUUCUAA